This is a messenger RNA of Aaosphaeria arxii CBS 175.79, 2504 nucleotides long. RefSeq lists its product as uncharacterized. The record is from RefSeq and is a predicted model, not a curated record. NCBI's taxonomy places the organism in Eukaryota, Fungi, Ascomycota, Dothideomycetes, Pleosporales. The transcript is spliced from 2 exons. The coding region runs from base 463 to 2163 and encodes 566 amino acids.
AUUACAGCCAAGGAUCAAUGGCAGUCUCAGUUUACGAAAACAUGACAUUGAACGAGGCUGGCGGCGACGAACCACAAUCUCUUUGGACUCCAGUUAUUCCCUACUGACUACUAAAUCGGGCCACGAUUGACGCAGCUCGGCCGUGAAAUUAGGGGAAUAGGGCGGGAGAUGCACGGUAGCGCGCAAAUCCAUGAUUCGAGAACCUGUACCACCUCCGCAAUGGAUCUUAUAGGAGAAGUUAUAUAUCUAGGCUGUAAGGCGGCCCUUCAACUGCCUCCAACAAGUCAUUCUUUGAAUCGUUCUUCAGUCUCUCUUUUUACAACACACUCGUUUCUUCGGUAUAGCCUUGACGGCAUCCACUCUUUUAACCAAAACUAACACAGCAGCAUUGGCCUGCGUCGAACAAUCACAAGAAGCAAUUUCCUGGACAUCUCAUUGACAAUUCAUUCACCAUCAACCAACAUGAAGGCCGCAGCUAUCCUCGCUUUGUCCUUCGCGGGCGCAACCUAUGCCCACGUUGCCGCUUGGGCUCCCGGCAUGUACUGCAAGGGUGGAACCGUUGCAGGUGAAGAGAACAGGAACACCAACGAUGCCGUGAACCCACUCUAUAUGUUGAAGAAGGAGGACUGGUGGUUUCAAAACUCCCGUGGCUGCAACGAUGUCCCUCCUCCAGCCGGAGAGAAGCUUCAGAUCCCUGCCAACGGCGAGUUCACCGUUGAGCUUGCUCACAACCGUGCUUUCACCACCCUCAGCUACGAUGGAGAGUUCGCUACCGCCUGGCCCGAUGGCAAGGAGCACCCCGAGGACUGGAACGGUUGGAACAACGGAGGCGAGCCUGCCAUUUGCUUGCCUGAUGAUGGUGCUCUUCAUGCUUGGAACGAGACCCACGCUGCCGGAACCGCUUUCGCCAUCAGUUACGCCGAGAAGUACGAGGAGGUGACCAUGGACAACUUGGUCGUCUUCUCCACUCUCUACCACACUCCCUGGAAGAGGGAGGCGACCUACAAGGUCCCCAACCUCAAGAAGUGCCCGGCUGGAGGAUGCACCUGCGCCUGGCUUUGGAUCCCCACCGGAUGCGGACAGGGCAACAUGUACAUGGAGCGAUUCGACUGUGAAGUCAUCAACGCCAAAGACGAUGCCCUUGACCUCGCCAAGGCCCAGGCUCCCGUCUACUGCGAGGACGACCAGUCCAAGUGUGUGAAGGGUGCUAAGCAAAUGCUCGCCUGGCACCAGGAGACCGGAGACAACAUCGUUGCCCCCAACGGCCUCACUCCCAACUACAACGCCAAGUGCGGUUUCGCCAACGGUGCUCAGACCGACAUCUUCGUCGAGGGAACUGCCAAACCCACCGAGACCUAUCCCGUCACUCCUGUUGUGGUUGCCUCAUCCACCAGCAGCUACGUCGAGCCUACCGCUGUCCUCUCCGUCCCCACUGGAGGCGAGCCUGCUUCCGCUCUCCCCACCACUGCCUACGGAGAGUUCCCCACUGAGGGCAUCUCCACCGCCUCUCUCGAGACUCCAUCAUCCCUCGCCUCCGCUGCUCCCACGACCGCAUACGGAGAGUUCCCUACCGCCUCAACCAGCGUCGUCCUUUCAACCCCAUCCUCCCUGGCCUCCGCCGCCCCUACCACCGCUUAUGGAGAGUUCCCCACUGAGGUCGUCUCCACCGCCUCUCUCGAGACCCCAUCUUCCCUCGCCUCCGCUGCUCCCACUACCGCGUACGGCGAAUUCCCCACGGAGGGCAUUUCCACUGCGUCUCUCGAGACUCCCUCAUCUCUUGCCUCCGCCGCUCCCACGACCGCAUACGGCGAGUUCCCUACCGCCUCCACCAGCGUCGUCCUCUCGACCCCCUCCUCCCUCGCCUCCGCGGCCCCAACCACCGCAUACGGCGAGUUCCCAACAGGCGGCAUGACCACCAUCGUGGUCCCCAGCUCCUCCUCCUCUGCGCCGUCCCCCGUCCUCCCCACCGAGGCCUCCUCCAGCACCUCCUCCCCCGCAUACCCCACCACCACCGUGGACCCCAUCGCGCCUACGCCCAUCGCCCCAGAGGCAUCCGAGGCACCUUCCGCCACGCCUUCCCCAGUGAAGCCGGCUCCCCCCUCCUGCGUCGUGCGCCGCCAGACCAGGGCCGAGAAGAUGGCAUCCGCCGGCCGCGUCUUGUAGACAUCUUCUCUCUCUCCCCGACCCCUUCUCUCUAUCUUUUCUUUUCCUUCUCCACGACUUCAGCAGUCGUUGUGUCAUGAAAUUCACGUCCAUUACACCGGGAGCGGGAGGGAGCCAUCCAAAGGAAAUUUCUAUCUCUUUGUUGUCGUAUCGUAAAACGAAUGAAGCACGUUCUCCAUUCGCCUUUUCACUUCUUACCCAUCCCACACUUUUACCGACUUAGCGUCGUGUAGAGACAGAUGGGCUUGGCUUGUUCUUUUUUUCACAUAAUUUUUUCUUUUCAAAGCUUGUGUAAAAUUUAAAAUAACAAAUGACGAUUUUGAGUUAAUCGGAAAUAUACC